Messenger RNA from Opisthocomus hoazin, 678 nucleotides. The record is from RefSeq and is a predicted model, not a curated record. Lineage: Eukaryota; Metazoa; Chordata; Aves; Opisthocomiformes; Opisthocomidae.
AUGAGUCCCUGCGAUUGCAAAGAGCUGCUGUUGCUUCCAGUGGGGGAGUUCACACGGGCCAAGUUAGGCACUGGCACGCGGCCCACGACCAGGCAGACCCAGACAGUUUCUGCCGUUCCCUUGGCUGUUUGCUCCACUGCGGGCCAGCACGAUCUGCUGCUGGCUCCUGUGAGUUGCUGCCCUGUCGGGUACGUGAGGCAAGGCAUGGAACAGGCUUCCAGGUGCAGGAAGCCACGGGACUCUGUUGAACCUGAGGACAUGCCUUUGGAAAGCACUGAGGUGACACAUGAUCAGCUGCUGAACUACCAGCUGAUGUUUCCCAUAGGCCAGGACAAAUCCAUCCCCUGGAACGCCAUCACUGCGUAUGAAAACAUGAAAGCAAAGAGGAUAUCCGAGCUCAAGAAAUGGAAAGAGCAGGGACCUUGUCAGAAGGAACUCUACCGAGCCCUCUACAAACUGGCGAAGGCUCAGCAGAGAAGCGGCGGGGAGAUUUACAAAUUCUACUUGCCCAACUGCAACCAGAAUGGGUUUUACCACAGCAGACAGUGCGAAACUUCACUGGAUGGAGAGUCUGCUGGAUGCUGGUGUGUCUAUCCAAAAGAUGGAAGAAAAAUUCCUGGAUCUCCACAAAUGAAAGGAGACCCCGAAUGCCAGCAGUAUCUCAGCUCACAAGAGUAA